GAGAACAUUAUGUUCAACUCUCUUUAAACCUCGUAGCUCUAAUUCAGUGUUAACCUUCAUUCAUCCCUCAUCGGAGUAAGAUCGCUGGGGGGGGGGGCGCAGGUGGUGAAGGAGCAACCCUCUGCAGCGUCUUCAUCAGGUGCGAUGUCAUUGCCACCGGGCUGUAGUGGUUGACGUCCUUGGGGUGGGGCCGUGGUGAGCAGGGCGGUGUCACUGAAAGUGAACGUAGUUAGGACCAGAGCACCGACCUCGGAGCGAGGGCCCAAUUGUAUCUGAAGGACUUCUUUCUUUUUAAUCGCCCAAAUGAUUCGCUUCUUUGGGGUCCCUCUGCUUUGUUUUUGCUGAAAGUGGCGUUCGCAGGGCUGUAGACGUCGACUUUGAGUUCAAGCAACAUGAUCCAAAUGUUAAAAAAAGGAAUGAAUCUGUACGAGGUCAAAGGUCAGUCAGACGACAAAGUCAGAGAAGCCCGAAAACGGACCUCUUCUGUAGUCCUGUGACGCCGUGAGGUCAUCGUGCGCGCCUGCACUCUGUCGCGCGCUCUCUCUCCCCCGCUCUCUCGCUCUCUUGUGCACGCAGCAAUUUUAUGAAUAAAUAAAGAAAUUCAAUAAAAACAGGUCGGACAUAAAGGCUGCUUGAGCGGACCGGCCAGGUAUCGCCUAUGUGUGGGAAACACUCAACGAACACUUGAGGCUAAUGGAGGAACGGGGGGCAGCAGCCGAGGCACAAGACUCAAGAAAACUCAGAAAGCAUCACAGACAGUGGGACUCGGGUGUUACACUCAUUGUAGACAGUCAUGACUCACAGAGUUAUUUUCAGAGGAUAUUCUUGAUUUCUACAUUUAAGUGUGAAAAAUCACAUAUAAAGCCUUUAAGGCCCACUGAGACUUCAUCCUGUGAUUUAAAACACCUCAGACCAAGCCUUCAUCCAAGGUGACCUUCAUCUGGUUGCUCAUUUGGAUAUUGAACUACGUUAAGGACCUAUUUGUGCACAGCACACGACACUAUGAGACAAGUCUUUCAUCUUCCCUUGGAGAAACAAGCCAGUCCAAGCCUGGUGUUUUCUGACUGAGUGAGUACAUCUUAUUUUCAUUACUUUAUAAAAAUCAUUAUGGUUGUAAAAAGAUGAUUAGGCAUAUUAAUAACGACACAUAGACCUUGUCUUGCCGACUUUAAGAAUAUGGUCCUUACUGUUUUUAUCUGUUUUUGUUUUAAGCCUUUUAUUUUGACAGAAAACAGACAUCUACGCAUGUUUACCUUUAACAAAUGCAUUCAUCUAUAUGAUAGAAAAAAAACAACGAGUGUUAAAUUUUGGACGAUGUCGUUAAACUAUUUAAAGUGUUUUUGAGUCGUGUCAUUGUAUCAUGUAUGCUUUUUGGAUUUCAUUGAUGUAAUGCUGUCUUUGUCAUUUAUGUUUUUUUGUUCUGUUUCUUAUUCUCAUGUUGUUUGUUUUACUUUUCAGUGAAGUCAAGAGAUGGAUUAUAGAUUGGCUUUGCUUUUAUCCGUCUUUGGACUCUGCAGCUCUUCCCUUUACGUGCUUCGACAGUUUCACUACAUCGACUUGAAAAUGACCUGGGCCGACGCUCAACAUUACUGCAGAGAUAAGUACAGUGACCUGGUGACCAUUGAAAGUGUGUCUGACAUCAGCAGGCUCAACAGACCUGACGUCUCAAAAGCAUGGAUUGGACUACAUGAUGAUCCGGAGGACUGGAAGACAACUAUGGGCAACGAAAUCAACUCCUGGAGAUGGUCAAGUACCGGUGUAACCAGCAAAACUGGUUAUUACAACUGGGGAACAAAUCGGCCAGAUAACUAUUUAGGAGAGUAUUGUGUGAAAGCAAAGCUGAAUCAUCUCUGGGAUGAUGGGAAGUGUAACUAUGAAGUCUGGUUUCUUUGUUACACAGCUACAAAUCCUGCAAGCCAGAAAACAUAUGUCUUAAUCCAAGAAGGGAAGAAUUGGAAGAAUGCCCAGACCUACUGCAGAACACACUACACUGACCUGGCUAUGAUCGAGAAUGCUGAGGAACAAGCAAACAUGACGUCAGUAAAGGGUAUUAAUUCGGCGUGGAUCGGCAUGUAUCGAGAAGCAUGGAGGUGGUCUGACAACAGAGACAGCUCCUUCAGGAACUGGAAAGUGAAUAAGCCAGAUAACAAUCAAAGUUACUGUGUGAUGAGUGAUGAGAAAUACCAAUGGGAAGACCUUCAUUGUAAAGACAAGCUUCCCUUCUGGUGCCAGGAAGUCCCCAAACAGCACAUCUUGAUGAAGUUGAAGAUUCAGACUGAUGCGGACCUUUCAGAUCCAGCUGUAAACGGCAAGCUCCUGCAACAGUUAGAUGCUUUGCUUUCUGAAACGACGGGACAGGCUCACCUAAAACUGAAGUGGAAGAUUCAACCCAGAAAACAAGAGGAGGAGAAGGAGAAAGCCGAGGAUCAGUGCCCACUGAAGUGAAGGCCGGCUAAGCUACGUUUACUGUUUGAAAGUUUCAAGCCUCUUUGGGGUCGGUUUGAGGGUAGAGUCAGUAACUUUUUUCGUUGCAGCUUGUAAACAAAACAUUUAAUCUGGGCCCCUCCUCCUGGACUCCCUGCAGGACGUCUUUUGGUCUUUGCCUAUAUUGCAAACUAGCUAAACAACUAAAUCAAUGUAUUCAAAUAGAAAAUCCUGACUUGUUACACUCCUUUUAUUUCACUGCAAUACCUGGAUAAUUGAAGUUUCUCCAGUUUCCAAGUAGAGUGAAACCUCC
Labrus bergylta (ballan wrasse) is the source of this 2737-nucleotide messenger RNA. RefSeq names its product putative C-type lectin domain family 20 member A. Lineage: Eukaryota; Metazoa; Chordata; Actinopteri; Labriformes; Labridae. The record is from RefSeq and is a predicted model, not a curated record.